AUGGUCGCUAUCAAGCUGAAGGCGGUAUUUGCCGCUCUUCUGGCGGUCACCAAGGCCUCUCCCCUCCAAGACCUCGGACCGCUGUCCAUCUUUGAGAAGCUUACAGCCCCUGCCACGGGCUGGGUGGCCAACGGAGAUGCGCCCGCCGAGGCCGUGCUCAACAUGCACAUUGGCCUCAAGCAAAGGGACAUCAAAGGUCUGGAGGAGAAGUUACUUGACAUCUCCGACCCCAACAGCUCCAAUUAUGGCAAAUGGCUGUCCAAGGAAGGGAUCGAGCAGUACACUACUCCCUCGGCCCUCACCACCAAUCUGGUGAAGCUUUGGCUGACGGCUCAUGGCAUAACGGGUGAUGCAAUCCAGCAGUCCUCUCCUGACUGGAUUUCCUUCGAGGUUCCCGUCAUCAAGGCCGAGUCGCUGCUCAAGACCAAGUACAGCCUGUUCCACGGCCAGGGCGACCAGGUCACGGCCCGCGCCCUCGAGUACUCCGUUCCCCAACUACUGCACGACCACAUAGACACCAUCCAGCCCACCACCGCCUUUCACAGCGACUUUGGUCCCAAAGAGGGUGCCGUCGCGCAAGCACCCGUCUCUGAGCGUGCCGUUGGUCGCGCAUGCCCCGACGACGUGACAGCCGACUGCAUCAACGACUACUACAACGUCGACUACACCGGCAAAGGCACGCAGAGCCUCGCCGUGACGGGCUUCCUCGACUUUUCCGCCAGCCACGGUGAUGCCGCCAGUUUUCUAAAACGCUACUUCCCCAAGGGUCGCGGCAAAGACUUUGCCGACGCGACGGCGGGCAGCAACGUGCGGCCCAACAAUGAGAACAACGCGACGCUCGAGGGCAACCUCGACACGCAGAUUGCGCUGUCGGUCGGCUACCCCUCGGCCGUCACGUACCUCAUGGUCGGGCCCAACAACCAAGCCCAGCCGAACCAGUACUUUGGCGACCAGCUCAUCAGCUUCGGCCAGUGGAUGAAUGCCGCGUCCGACCCGCCGACUGUCAUCUCCAGCUCGUACCUCGGCAGCGAGCCCGACUUUGGCAGCAGCUACAAGGACCGCAUCUGCAACGAGUUUAUGAAGGCCGGCGCCCGCGGUAUCACCGUGCUCUUCUGCUCGGGCGACUUUGGCGUCUCGGGGCUCAACCACGAAAACUCGUGCCCCAACGGCUACAUUCCGACAUUCCCUGCCUCGUGCCCGUACGUUACUGCCGUCGGCUCUACCCAGUUUAACGGCCAAAAAGAGGCCGCCGCCGCUUUUCCUCAGGAUGGCGCCACAGGUGGCGGUUUCUCGCGUUACUGGACGGCACCCAAGUACCAGAAAAACGACACCACCAGCUACGUCAACAGCCUGUCCUCGUCCUACAAUGGAAAAUUCACCAAGACUGGACGCGGCAUCCCUGACGUCUCGCUCGUGGGCGUCAACUGGGACAUAAUCGUCAAGGGUCGAUACAUCCAGGCCUACGGCACGUCCGCCUCGACGCCUGCCUGGGCCUCGCUGCUGUCGCUGAUCAACGACUACCGCCAGACGCUCGGCAAAGGUACGCUCGGCUUCCUCAACCCAGCGCUGUACGGCAACAAGGAGGUCCGCGCCGCGCUCCGCGACGCGGUGGGUGGAAGCAGCAAGGGCUGCGGCGAGACGGGGCUCCCUGCGACCAAGGGCUGGGACGCAGCGACUGGCCUGGGCUCGUUGGAUUUUGCAGCUCUGCGCGAGGCUCUCGCCAAGCUCUGA
Messenger RNA from Akanthomyces muscarius, 1731 nucleotides. RefSeq lists its product as uncharacterized. Gene Ontology annotation, molecular function: tripeptidyl-peptidase activity; serine-type endopeptidase activity. Lineage: Eukaryota; Fungi; Ascomycota; Sordariomycetes; Hypocreales; Cordycipitaceae. The transcript has a single exon. Gene Ontology annotation, biological process: proteolysis. Bases 1 to 1731 code for a protein of 576 amino acids. The record is from RefSeq and is a predicted model, not a curated record.